GCAAUAUCACUUAAAGAUGUCUGCGUCACUUUUUUACAUAAAAUAACCACACAAUAACACAUAUACUGCCUGUUCAUUGCAAAUAUUAUAAUACUGAAUUAAUAGUGGGAUUACAGACAAAUAAAUAUAAAUAUGACAACUUUACGUCAUGUGAAAGGCGGUGGGCCAAUGGACCCGGAUGACGUCAUAUCUAGUGGCCCGAGACGGCUAGGCGAAACUGAACAGAAAACAACCAGCUUUUGUUCUCUUCUCGUCAAACUAAGGGAAAAUGCCGAAAGUGAAGAGGAGCCGGAAGCCACCUCCAGACGGCUGGGAACUCAUUGAGCCAACUUUGGAUGAACUGGAUCAGAAAAUGAGGGAAGCUGAAACUGACCCUCAUGAAGGCAAGAGGAAGGUGGAAGCCCUCUGGCCAAUUUUCAGGCUGCACCAUCAACGCAGCCGAUAUAUUUAUGACCUGUUCUUCAAAAGGAAGGCCAUCAGUAGAGAGCUGUAUGAGUACUGCAUAAAGGAAGGCUACGCAGACAAGAACCUGAUCGCCAAGUGGAAGAAGCAGGGCUAUGAGAACCUGUGCUGCCUGCGUUGCAUCCAAACACGAGACACCAACUUUGGAACCAACUGUAUUUGCAGAGUCCCAAAGAGCAAGCUGGAAGUUGGUAGGAUAAUCGAAUGCACCCACUGUGGGUGCAGAGGAUGCUCUGGGUAGGCGUUUAUUUUGUGCCGGACAGCAAGACUUGCUCGGCCUCCAUCUGUCCGAAAGUUGUUUUAAAAACCUUUUUUAGUUGUAUUCAUUUCAAUAAAAUAAUUCUACUUCACUAAA
Molecule: messenger RNA, 817 nt
Organism: Dunckerocampus dactyliophorus (ringed pipefish)
Lineage: Eukaryota; Metazoa; Chordata; Actinopteri; Syngnathiformes; Syngnathidae
Gene: bud31
Product: BUD31 homolog
Exons: 4
Coding region: 269-703 (144 amino acids)
Biological process (GO): mRNA splicing, via spliceosome
Cellular component (GO): spliceosomal complex; nucleus
Source: RefSeq, a predicted model, not a curated record